CGACUACAGCGCCGCAUUAAACCGUUCAAUCGUAUCACUGGCGCAGUGACAUAGUACGUUCGAGGCAUAGUCGGCGAAAAGACUUUUACGUAUCUUAGGUAGAGGAACAGCGAGCACACUACUAAUUACAAUGGAGAUUCAAAUCCUGACUGCUAAGUCAUCGAAGUUUAUAGUCAAUGUGUCCGUAAAACCUGCUACAACCAUCCGGGAAAUUAAGGAAGAAUUAUAUAAGUUAAGAAAAGCACCAUAUAUACACAGACAAAGUUUAAGGCUAAAUCCUAAAGGAAAGGCUUUAUCUGAUUCAGAUACUUUGCAAAGUUUAUCUAUUUCUGAUGGUGGAAAAUUAUACUACAAAGAUCUUGGACCUCAGAUUAGUUGGAAAACUGUAUUCUUAGUGGAAUAUGCAGGUCCAUUAUUUCUAUACAUAUGGAUAUAUCAACGUCCAUGGAUUUUUUAUGGUGAUGCAGGAGCAUCUAAAAUUCAUAAUGUAGUCCAUACAGCAGCUGUUUGCUGGGGAGUGCAUUAUGCAAAACGACUUCUAGAAACAUUAUUUGUGCAUCGAUUUAGUCAUGCAACAAUGCCAUUGCGCAAUCUUUUCAAAAAUUGCUCAUAUUAUUGGUUGUUCGCUAUGUAUGUAGCAUACCAUGUAAAUCACCCACUGUACACAGCUCCUAGCCAAUGUCAAUAUCUUGUUGGUCUGGCAACAUUUGCACUUUGUGAAGUGGGUAACUUAAGUAUUCACAUAGCUUUGAGAAAUUUGAGACCACCAGGAAGUACUGUAAGGAAAAUACCAGUACCCACCAGCAAUCCUUUCACAGCUCUGUUUAAUCUAGUAUCUUGCCCAAAUUAUACUUAUGAAGUUGGAAGUUGGAUUGGCUUCACCAUCAUGACUUCAUGUCUUCCAGCUGGUCUAUUUACUUUUGCUGGUGCAUAUCAGAUGACCAUUUGGGCAUUAGGAAAACACAAAGCAUACAAAAAAGAAUUUUCUCAGUAUCCAAAAUGUAGAAAAGCUAUUGUCCCGUUUGUCCUUUAAAUGUUCUGUUAAUUC
This is a messenger RNA of Habropoda laboriosa, 1048 nucleotides long. It is a transcript of the gene Sc2, whose product is annotated as very-long-chain enoyl-CoA reductase. The record is from RefSeq and is a predicted model, not a curated record. Lineage: Eukaryota; Metazoa; Arthropoda; Insecta; Hymenoptera; Apidae. The transcript has 5 exons. Gene Ontology annotation, molecular function: protein binding; oxidoreductase activity, acting on the CH-CH group of donors. Bases 131 to 1033 code for a protein of 300 amino acids. Gene Ontology annotation, biological process: very long-chain fatty acid biosynthetic process.